AUACUUAGCUUUAGCUCUAUAUUUUUUAUAUUAAUUAGAACGUUAGCCUUAAUAUUAAAUAUAAAUAAAAGGGCCCCGGCGGGCUUAUUAAUAAGCUUAAUAUUAACUAUAAUAAGGAGGCUACUAAAGGUAAAGCUAUUUAGAACUUUAAUAAUAGGGCCCGGGCUAAUAAGACCCUUAGCCUCGGUUAAUAACUUUAAGAGAUUUUUUAUAUACUUACUAGCUUUUAUUAACUAUAAACUUAUAUUAUAUAUACUAAUACUAAGGACGAUUUUAACGCUACUUAGGACCGCUUAUUAA
Molecule: messenger RNA, 300 nt
Organism: Colletotrichum lupini
Lineage: Eukaryota; Fungi; Ascomycota; Sordariomycetes; Glomerellales; Glomerellaceae
Exons: 1
Source: RefSeq, a predicted model, not a curated record